Molecule: messenger RNA, 1866 nt
Organism: Neolamprologus brichardi
Lineage: Eukaryota; Metazoa; Chordata; Actinopteri; Cichliformes; Cichlidae
Gene: zdhhc16a
Product: zDHHC palmitoyltransferase 16a
Molecular function (GO): palmitoyltransferase activity
Source: RefSeq, a predicted model, not a curated record
UUCCGCGCUUAACUGUCACAGGUCCGUGAUCCUGCUCCUCCUCGCUAAUAUGUGGCUAUAAUCCCGUUUUUUGUCUUCCUUUUGAAAAUGUUGACGGGAGGGGUGGUCUCGGUGGGGGUCUCGUCUUCAUAAAACAGUGCUUGCAUUUUACAAAUGCAAAAUGCGGUGGUGUUCAAGCUCUGCGUUUCACCUGCUGCGCUGUGUGCGGCUGCGGUUGUGUAGCAGGCGGGGACAGAACAGGCUUCCUUUGUGGAUUAGGGAAAUAUGGGCUUAUAUGAGACUGCUGGCAAAAUCACUCUACUUUAACUCGCUCACAGACUCAGAUGUGGUGUUUGACUCAGUCUUUGAACCAGUUUUCCUGACUGUGGAUUACGUCACCCGGUGGUUUGGUCUGGUGUUUGUUUACCUGGUGGUGAUACUGACCAGCUCCAUCGUGGGGAUAGCCUAUGUGGUCUUGCUGCCUCUGAUCCUCAACACUUACUCUCCUCCGUGGAUCGCUUGGCAUGUUUGUUAUGGACAUUGGAACCUCAUCAUGAUUGCUUUCCAUUACUACAAAGCCGCUAACACCUCUCCUGGGUAUCCCCCUACAGAAAAACAUGAUGGUCCAGUUGUAUCAGUCUGCAAAAAGUGCAUUAUUCCUAAACCAGCAAGAACACACCACUGUGGGAUCUGUAACAGAUGCAUUUUGAAAAUGGACCAUCAUUGUCCCUGGUUGAAUAACUGUGUGGGCCAUUUUAAUCACCGUUACUUCUUCUCCUUCUGUCUCUUCAUGACCUUGGGCUGUGUAUACUGUAGCAUCAGUGGGAGAAACCUGUUCCUAGAUGCAUACAAUGCACUCGAGCACUUCAAACAUUUGGAAUUGGAAAAGCCUGGAAUACCGGUAACAGGGAUGGGACUGCUUAUAGGGCUUCUUCCUUCUGGCCAGACCCACUAUCAGACCCCUGCUCCUCCAUACACAUUUAAGGAUAAGAUGAUCCAUAAGAGCAUCAUCUACAUGUGGGUCCUCACCAGCACAGUGGGAGUGGCACUGGGAGCUUUGACCUUCUGGCAUGCAGUUCUCAUCUCCAGAGGAGAGACGAGUAUUGAAAGACAUAUCAACAGCAAAGAAACAAAGCGGAUGGCCAAAUGGGGAAAGGUUUACAGAAACCCCUUUAACUACAGCAGGUUGAAUAACUGGAAAAUCUUCUUAGGUGUGGAGAAGAGAAGUCACUGGGUGACGCGUGUUCUCCUUCCCUCUGCUCACCCCCCACAUGGUGAUGGCUUGACGUGGGCUGUCUUCCCAGUUAAAAAGGAUUUGAUACCUGUAUGACAGACUCUUCUAAGGCAUACCUACUUGUCUAAUUUACCAGUCUUUUCUCUGUCAACCUACUUGAUGGGGUUUGCUUAAAGGAUUCCUGCUUGGUGGCUACACCUAAAUGAAAGGAUUUACGUCACUCUCCAAUACCUCAAAAACUUGCUGUUGCAUUGCUCUUGCUUCUGCAGUCUAUAUUGGUCAACAAGGCAAUGUGUCACAGUUUGUUCUGUACUGGUUUUACUUGACUCUGAGCAUGAGUUUGAUAGUUUUAUAAGCCAAAUAUACUGACUGAACUGUUAAAUGAUUUUUUUUAAGCAAACCAUCUCAGCUUUGACCUGAGCUGUUUUUUAUUUAAAGAAAAAAAAAGAAGUAGCAGAAGAAAAAUACUAAGGUCACGGACACAUCGGGUUUAUCUCGGCACCUCCGCCUGUCUUGUUUGCACACCCUAGUGUGAUAUUAUCAUUUGAUUUGAACACUCACGGGGAAUUGCAGUACCAUUAUGAUGUUAUUUAUCUGAAUUUUGUACGUAUUAAGUUAAUCUUUACAACAUUAAAUAAAUUCUACAUUGUUAA